Messenger RNA from Entrophospora sp. SA101, 510 nucleotides. NCBI's taxonomy places the organism in Eukaryota, Fungi, Glomeromycota, Glomeromycetes, Entrophosporales, Entrophosporaceae. The record is from the annotation of a GenBank genome assembly.
AUGAUUUAUUUAGGUGCUCCCCAAAAUACUUUCCGCCGACCUAUCUCGGAAUUAAAAAUACCCGAGUUUAAAAAAGUUUUGACCGAAAAAAACAUAAAUAUUGAUAACGUAAUAGUUCACGGUCCUUACGUGAUGAACCUAGCCAACACCUUAGAUGAAAAGAUAUUUAAUCAAUCAGUAGAUUUUCUCAAAAAAGAAAUUGCUCGCAUGGAAGAAAUUGGCUUAAAAACGAUUGUUAUUCACCCCGGCAGUGCUUUAACUGCUCAACCCGAAGAAGGACUAAGCCAAUUAGUCAGAGGAAUUAAUUUAGUUCUCAAAGAAACUUCCAAGGUCCGUAUUGCACUAGAAACCAUGUGCCGUCGCGGUAAUGAGUUAGGAGGAAAUUUUGAACAACUCCGACAGAUAAUAGAUAAAGUUGACCAAAAAGAAAGGGUGGGAGGAAAAAUGGACCGCCACGAAAAUAUUGGUUAUGGCAAAAUUGGCUUAGAAGCUUUAAAAAGGGUAGUUUGA